Molecule: messenger RNA, 2397 nt
Organism: Closterium sp. NIES-65
Lineage: Eukaryota; Viridiplantae; Streptophyta; Zygnematophyceae; Desmidiales; Closteriaceae
Source: the annotation of a GenBank genome assembly
AUGGACGCCACGCGCCGCGAGGGCAUGGGCAAGUCGUCGACUGGGCCGGGGUCGUCGAUGCGGUCGGCGGCGACGGUGCGGCGGCUGGCGAUGUACAAGACGCGGCCGUGGCGCAACAGCAAGGGCCAUGUGCUGCAUACGGACCUGCAGUCCAAGGCGCUCCCCAACACGCGCAUCAAACCCGACCGCCGCUGGUUCGGUCAGCACCUCUCCUGGCGCCCCUCCCUUUUCUCCCUUCCCCCUACCGUCCGCCCUCCUCUAUCCGUUCGCCGUGCUGACGUCAGCUGCAACACGCGCGUGGUGGGGCAGCGCGAGCUGGAGCGGUUUCGCGAGGAGCUGGGCAGCAAGGUGUCGGACGCGUACACCGUCGUGCUCAAGCACCGCACGCUGCCGCUCUCGCUCCUCAACCACCAACCCCAGGGCAAGGCGCGCGUGCACAUAGUGGAGACGGAGCCUUUCCAGGACACGUUCGGGCCGGGCGCCAAGCGCCGCCGCCCAAAUCUGGGCGCCGCCGCCGAGGGCUACGAGUCGCUGCUGCAGCACAGCGCGGAGAAACAGGAGUCGUUUGAGGGCAAGGCGGGCGGCAGCGAGGCGGUGACGCGCGCGCAGGACGCGGAGGACGGGGUGAGGGCGGUGGUGCGGCACAGCAUGUUCGACAAGGGGCAGAGCCGGCGCAUCUGGGGCGAGCUGUUCAAGGUGCUGGACUCGAGCGAUGUGGUGGUGCAGGUGCUGGACGCGCGCGACCCCAUGGGCACGCGCUGCACGUACCUCGAGAGGCACCUGCGCGACAAGUGCCCUCACAAGCACCUGCUGCUGCUGCUCAACAAGUGCGACCUGGUGCCGUCGUGGGUGGCCAAGGGGUGGCUCAGAGCGCUGUCCCGCGAGUACCCCACGCUCGCCUUCCACGCCUCCAUCACCAACCCCUUCGGCAAGGUAACUACUCCCCGCCACCUGCGCUUCGGCAAGGGGUCGCUGCUGUCGCUGCUGCGGCAGGUGGCGCGGCUGAAGAGCGACAAGCAGGCCAUCAGCGUGGGGUUCAUCGGCUACCCCAACGUGUGUUCGGUGGCGCCAGUGCCAGGGGAGACGAAGGUGUGGCAGUACAUAACGCUGAUGAAGCGCAUCUUCCUCAUCGACUGCCCGGGCGUGGUGUACGCGGACGCGCGGGACAGCGAGACCAACGCCGUGCUCAAGGGCGUGGUGAGGGUGGCCAACCUGGAGGACGCCGACCAGCACAUCCCCGACGUGCUCGCCCGCGUCAAACCCGCUUACCUCACCCGCGCCUACGGCAUUGAGAAAUGGUCCGUGCCUUGCCUCGCUCCUCCCCCUCCCUCCUCUUUGUCACUGCUGCCCCUGCCUGCCUGCCUUAUGCUGCUGCGUUGUGUGGAGGAUGCGACGGACUUCCUGUCACAGAUGGCCAAGCGCACUGGCAAGCUGCUCAAGGGCGGGGAGCCGGACGUGCAGACGGCGGCGAAGAUGGUGCUGCACGACUGGCAGCGCGGCAAGAUCCCCUUCUUCACCCCGCCGCCCGACUCCGACGCGCUCCCUCACAAGGCCGCUGGGGGCAAGGCCGCGGGGAAGCAGGGCGCUGAGGGGGGGGAUGAUGCGGAGGGGGCGGAUGGGGUAGGGGCGGAGGGGGAGGCAGGGGAGGGGGAGAGUGCGGAGCGGCGGCAGGUGAGUGAGCAGAUGGAGAAGAUGACUGAGGUGCUGCGCGAGGUGGCGCGGCGGCAGCAGAACAUGCGCGUUCCCACCAAUGCUGGCCUGGCUUUCGAUGAGGAGGACGCUCGGGGACAGGGCAAGACAGGCAGGCGGGUGAAGCGGAAGGGUGCGGGGGAGGGAGAAGGAGAGGAGGGGGAGGAGGAGGAGUUGGAGGAGGAGGAAGUAGUGGAAGAGGAGGAAGAAGAGGAUGAGGAGGGCGAGGAGCGGGAGGAGGGGGAGGAAGUAGAGGAAGGAGAGGAGAGAGAGGAAGGAGAGGAGAGAGAGGAAGGAGAGGAGGUAGAGGCAAGUGCAGAGGGAUCAGAGGAUUCAGAGAAGGAAGAGGAGGCAGACGAAGGGAGAGAAGAGGAGGAGAUGGGGGGAGGCAGAGGAGGAGCAGCAGGGGAGGAGGUUUCAUGGGAGGAGCUGGUGUCGGGUGUGGGGUGGACAGUACCGCAGCCGGCCAAGGGGGGGCAAGGAAAAACAGAGCAGCAGCGCCCAGCAGGCAGAGGGUGUAAGGGGGGUGGGGGGCAGCAGCAGGAGGGGGUGGGACGGAAGGCGGAGCUGAGCAGAAGGGCGAGGGCAGCAGCAGCGAGGGCACAGAAGCAGGUGGAGGUGCAGGAGAGGAAGAGGGAGUGGAGUGGUGCACAGGACAAGGGCAAGGGGAAGGGCAAGGGCAAGGGCAAGAAGAGGAAGGACAUGUGA